Molecule: messenger RNA, 1303 nt
Organism: Phragmites australis (common reed)
Lineage: Eukaryota; Viridiplantae; Streptophyta; Magnoliopsida; Poales; Poaceae
Product: protein MICROTUBULE BINDING PROTEIN 2C-like
Exons: 5
Coding region: 183-1115 (310 amino acids)
Biological process (GO): plasmodesmata-mediated intercellular transport
Molecular function (GO): microtubule binding
Source: RefSeq, a predicted model, not a curated record
ACCCAAACCCCGACCAAACCCAACGUCCCAAAAAAGCCCCAGCCUUAAACCCCGGCCCAACCGCGACUGGACCACUCCACCCAUUCCCAGCCGUUGCCGACCCCCAAAUCGCCCAACCCAGUUCCACCUCGUUCGUUUCUUCUCUCGAUUUCGAUUCGAUUCUAUUCGAAAAAGGAAAGGAAAUGCUCGACCGAUCCCACAAGCCGCAGCAGCAGGCGGAGGCCGGCAACGGCGGGGCGGCCGGCGGCGGGAACGUGGAUCGGGUGCUGUUCAAGGACCUAGUCGAGAUGGUGCCGCUCGUCGAGUCGCUCAUGCAGGAUCGGAGGGUGAACCCAUCCUACUCGCGGCGCGCGUCGCUGGUCUACACGCCGGCGCCGGCCAAGAAGGCAAGCGAUUUGAAAAGUGUGAAGACACCGCAAAGUGUAUCCGUGAAAAAGCGGAGAGAUCCUGGAGACGCAGCCAAGAAGGGUACUCCAGAUUCCAAUGGUGAAAACGGCCCAGUUGCGUCAACGUGUCUGUCGGGACCUGAAAAUAAACCCAAGGAUAAAUAUGAGAUGACCGUGCUGCGCGAGCAGAUUGAUGAGCUGCAAAAGAAACUGCUUGAGAAGGAGGAGGCGCUGAGGUCUGCGGAGAGCUCGGUGAGUGAGAUGAAUGUGGCAUAUUCGACCAUCGAUGAGCUGAGGCGCCAGGUUGCUGAGAAAGAAGCUUUGAUCAGAUCUACCAAUUCUCAGUUGCAUGAUGCCAAGAUUAUGCUUGCGGACAAACAAGCAUCUGUAGAGAAACUUGAAUGGGAAGUAAAGAUGUCAAAUAAGAAAGUCGAAGAUCUUCAAGGAGAUGUGUCCAAUAUGGAAUUCGAGAUAAGUUCAUUGAUGGCAUUAUUCGAAAAAGUUUCUGAGAAUGUUUCAGGUGACUCUUAUGAUGGUAGUAUACCAUCAUCAUAUGAAUUAGAGGCACUCCAAUCAAUGAGCGAAAUCGACAAGAUUGAGCUUGAGAAGAUAGAGCAGGAAAGGACUACAUAUGCUGAAGCUCUUGCGGCAGCAAGAGAGAACCCUAACGAGGAGCACUUAAAUUUAGCUGCGGAGGCACGAUCAAGGCUGCAGGUCCUUGUGCUAUAGUGCGAGAAGCGCCCCUUCUAAUUAUAGUGUAUGUAUGAUAAUGUUGAACUGCUGAUGUAACUGUACGUGUUGGCUUGAGUCGAGGUGGUGUGUGAAAUCGUUGUGGUUGUAAUGGAAGCACCGGAAACUGACAGUCAUUUCAUGUUGUAAUCAUAUUUAUUCGGUCCUGAGCCCUGCAUUGUUGAUCA